AUGGCAGAACCAAAGCCAGCCCUCACAUCUUCUCCAGAAUCACCACUACCCCCAAUAUCUGCAAUAGACGACGACGUCGCUCAAAUCCCCUCCUGGCGAAAAUGGGUCAUCCUCUUCGUAGUAUGCUGGAUGCCCCUCCCCAUGACAUUCUGGAGCACGGCCAUAAUGCCCGCGACCAUCGAAGUAGCAUCCGACCUCAACAUACCCGUAACAACCAUAACGACCAUCAACGCUGGUGUUUUUGUAGCGCAGGCGUUAUCGGGGCUGAUAUGGCUACCUGUUAGUACGAUUAUUGGACGCAGGUCUGCGUACCUUGCUGCGAAUGCGGUGCUGUGCGUUUGUGCGAUUGGAUGUGCGACUGUACCGAAUUUAGCUGGUUUUGCGGCGCUUUGGAUUUUGGGAGGGAAUACGGGGCCGUUCUUUUUGGUGGCUGGGCAAACUAUUCUGGCGGACAUUUUUGAUCCUACUUCUCGAGGGACUGCUGUUGGGUUCUUUCUGGGGAGUUGCGUAUCCUUCAAUUCAAUCGCACCUCUUCUCGGCAGUAUCAUCGCGACAUUCACCAGCUGGCGAGUUAUAUAUGGCGUUGAAGCUGGAAUGUGUCUCUUUGGUCUCAUUCUCUCUUUGUUAUUCAUCCCGAAAGCGAGUGAAGUUGAGAAUCCCAAGUUGGCUGAGACGACACGACCCCGAACAGCUAAGGAAAUUCUUCGGACCUUCAAUCCGAUGCACGUAUUCUGCCAAUUCAAAUAUCCCAAGGUCAUCCUCGCUAACAUCGCCUGUGGUCUCCUCGGCUUCAACCAAUACGCCAUCCUCUCCUCCAUCCGCCGCGUCAUAAACCCUCGCUUCACCCUCACAUCCCCUCUCUCCAGUGGUCUCUUCUACCUGGCUCCUGGCGCUGGAUUUCUCGUUGGAAGUACUGUCGGCGGUAAAGUCUCCGAUGUAGUCGUCAAGCGAUAUAUGCGGAAGCGGAACGGGCAGAGAAUCCCUGAAGAUCGCUUGAACAGCAGUCUAGUCAGUGUUCUCAUUAUUCUUCCUCUUGGAACACUGCUUUAUGGGUGGAGUGUCUAUCAUAGACUGGGUGGUAUGGCGUUGCCGAUUAUCAGCGCGUUUAUUGAAGGUUUUGGACUCAUGGCGUCGUUUAGUGGGCUGAAUACAUACGCAGCUGAGGUUCGACCAGCACAUAGAACAGCAGUCAUAACAGGAAAAUACGUUGUACAGUAUAGUUUCGGCGCAAUGAGCGUUGGCGGCGUUGUCCCAAUGAUUGACAGCAUCGGCGUAGGCUGGGCCUUCACCGUUAUCACCGGCUUCUCAAUGCUCGCAGGUGUCUUGGUCCUCCUCAUCGCGCGGUUCAGCAAAAAUUGGAAGGCAUAG
Fusarium verticillioides 7600 is the source of this 1368-nucleotide messenger RNA. RefSeq lists its product as hypothetical. The coding region runs from base 1 to 1368 and encodes 455 amino acids. Gene Ontology annotation, biological process: transmembrane transport. Gene Ontology annotation, molecular function: transmembrane transporter activity. The transcript is spliced from 6 exons. The record is from RefSeq and is a predicted model, not a curated record. NCBI's taxonomy places the organism in Eukaryota, Fungi, Ascomycota, Sordariomycetes, Hypocreales, Nectriaceae.